This is a messenger RNA of Pyrgilauda ruficollis (rufous-necked snowfinch), 762 nucleotides long. Its product is annotated as C-factor-like. The record is from RefSeq and is a predicted model, not a curated record. Bases 1 to 762 code for a protein of 253 amino acids. NCBI's taxonomy places the organism in Eukaryota, Metazoa, Chordata, Aves, Passeriformes, Passeridae. The transcript is spliced from 6 exons.
AUGGAGGGGCUCAGCGUGGGCAGUGUCCUGCUGACCGGCUGCGACGGGGGGCUGGGCCUGGGGCUGCUGAAGGGGCUGCUGGAGCAGCCCAGCCCACCCCGGCACAUCUUCGCUGCUUGCCUGGACCCCCAGGGCAAGGCUGUUAACGAGGUGGCUUUGGGCUUUCCCAACGUCGUGAUCCUCCCUCUAGAUGUGACAGACCCCAACAGCAUCAAGGCAGCCGUCAGGAGGGUGCGGGCAGAGGUGGGAAGUGCUGGCCUCAACCUCCUGAUCAACAACACGGGCACCACGCGCCGCAGCACCUUGGCCACCGAGACAGCAGAGAACAUGAGCCUCGUCUACACCACCAACACCAUCGGGCCCCUGCAGACAAGCCAGGCCUUCCUGCCCCUGCUGAAGGAGGCAGCUGAGGCCGAAGGGCAGCGUGAGAUGAGCUGCCGCAGAGCUGCCAUCAUCAACAUCUCCAGCAUCCUGGGCUCCAUCGAGGUUGCAGAGGCUUGGGAGGAGAGGCAGGACAUCUGCUACCGCUGCAGCAAGGCUGCUCUGAACAUGCUCACCAAGUGCCUGGCCCUGGAGUACGGGAGCAGCGGGAUCCUCUGCGUGUCUGUGGAUCCUGGACAUGUGACACCGCCCUUGGAACAGGGGAUGGGCCCGGUGACGCUGGAGGAGAGCGUGCGGGGCGUCCUGCAGCUGCUGGCCCAGCUCUCAGCCACCAGCAAUGGCACCUUCUGGGACUGGAGAGGGCAGAGGCUGCCCUGGUGA